This is a messenger RNA of Fusarium subglutinans, 2667 nucleotides long. RefSeq names its product ribonucleases P MRP subunit POP1. The coding region runs from base 1 to 2667 and encodes 888 amino acids. Gene Ontology annotation, cellular component: nucleolar ribonuclease P complex; ribonuclease MRP complex. The transcript has 2 exons. The record is from RefSeq and is a predicted model, not a curated record. Gene Ontology annotation, biological process: tRNA 5'-leader removal. Lineage: Eukaryota; Fungi; Ascomycota; Sordariomycetes; Hypocreales; Nectriaceae.
AUGGCUCCGGGAUCUUCUACCGGAGCCCAAUCUGGGCCGGACAGCAGAAAGCGAAAGGCCGACACAUCGGCAUCGAAUGGCCGUAGGGAGAAGCGCUCUGUGGUUCAUUCUGCGCGCAGCAUCCCUGCACAGCCCGCCGAAGCUGCACUCAAAGAUGGCGAACUUGAUCUCCAGGCUUUUGUGGCUGCCCACGAGUUCGAGGUUCGCGCACUUGAGCAGAGCAUGGCCACAUCGAAAGCUGUUGCUACCAGUCGCGCCUUUCAGAAGGUACCAAGAGGCUUACGCCGCCGCACGGCGAGUCACAACCCCAAACGGGUGCCUCGCCGACUGCGAAAGCGAGCUUUCAAAGAAAUGAAAGACGACAACACUCCGGUUGUCGAAGCCAGAAGGAGGAAACCCAGAACAACGCGAGCGAAAAUAAGAUCCGAAACAGCACGAAAGUUGGGAAUAUUGGCAGCGAGGAAACGCAAGGCUAGCCAGGCGAAGGCGAAGGCGAAGCAGGAUGGAGAUGUCAGUAAAGACAAAGCAUUAGCUGUAAUAGGAAGACCACCGAGACCAAAACUUCGACGAAACGAGCUCAACGAGCCUCCAAAGCCAAAGUCCAAGUUCCGCAAGCGUCAACUGAACAAAACAUGGUUACCAACUCACUCAUGGCAUGCCAAAAGAGCACGCAUGACUGAUCCGUUGGAGCCUUUAUGGCGGUUCGCUAUCCCAUUAACACCAAACGAAAAGAUAUACCGACCUACACAUCGAGCUCAGGGCGAUAGAGGCGCAGUUGUAUGGGAGAUGAGCUACAUGAGCACAAUUGGACUUUACGGUAAACGCGCUGGCAUAGAACGUGUAUUGAAGCGGAUAGGGGUUGUUCAGGAUUCGUGUUGGAAUGACAGGGGAAAGAAGUGGAGGAUCGGAACCCGCUCGUGGACCGGUGUUCUAACUCGGACAGUUCAAACGGGAGAGCAGAAUCAAGUCGACCGAAAGAUGAUCGGACCAUGUACUAUCUUAUGGAACCCCGAACCACCGACGCAAGAAGACAAGCAAGAGCUCAAACAAGAAUCGAGACAGGUUUUCUUGAGGAUCCACCCAUCAGCCUUCCUCGAACUGUUUAACGAGUUACUAUCUUUAAUAAAGCAGGAAAACCCUCGGCUUUACAUCGAAGAUCUCCGGUUUGAGAUUGGAAGCUUAGACUUGACAGGACCGGGAUCUACAGAAGCUCUGCUAGCUAUAUUACGGCUGGCCGGGUUGACAAAUGCGGCCACUCUCCCUGCUGGCGCAGUGUUAGGGUUCUCGGUGCAGGAUCCCCGUCUUCAAUAUCCUCCAAUUCGCCUUGAGGUUCCCGAAGACCCAGAGUCACAACUUCAACUCCUCGAAAGGAUAACGCCGUGGCUGGCCGAGGAUGGUUUGAACCCGUAUGCCUUAUUCGAUCGCGACACUCGCCAUGCCGCGUCCUGCUUCCCUUCACAAAAACAAAUCGAUAGACGACGAGCAAAAAAUGCUCCCGGAACCACCUUGAAACUCACAGCAGAUGAUCCCCCGAUCCCGGUCAUCCUUUUGGCUUCCCGAACGGAUAGAGGCACACAGAAGCAAGGUACAUGGACUCUGCUUGCACCAUGGAAGUGUAUACAGCAUCUAUGGUACUGCUUGGUGCAUUAUCCCCUUUCUUCAGGGGGUAACCCACGAUUCGCAGGUCUGAACGAGAUCCGCCAGGUUGCCUUCGAACGAGGCCAAGCUUGGUUCCCUGGGGACUAUCCGGGAACCAAGGCGGGUGCUGCAUGGGAGCUCGAAGAGCGUCGAAAAAGAAAAGCGGCUUGGGAGAAACGACCAAAGAGCAAGAGAACCGCAUGGGAAUCACUUGAUCUGGGCGGUGGGAGGAAGGGCGAGAUUGGCGAUGGCUUCGCUAGCGAUUUUGAGCUGUUGUUCAAUGCAGCAGGUUCACAAACUAGCGAUGAGAACAAUACUGAGGGCGCGAUGGACGUGGACCAGGACGAAAAUCCAGCUUCAACACAAGUAUCGAAGCAACAAGAGCCACGCAUUUACCAGCUGCGUCAAAUCACGAAAGAUGUUUUUGACCAAGCCGUCACUUCUCCGUCUACCCCUUCAACAAUACCGAUAAACGCUCUUCUUGGAGUCCGUAUAUCUCUAAUCUCUAGGGGCGUUGUCACACCCUGUGCUCGCAUCUACCGCCUUCCAUCUCGUCCUACCACAGCUCCACAGUCCUCUGAAGCCGAAGUCCCUGCCACUAUUCCCCCGGGUUCAUUAUCUACGCCCUCCUCGCUUCCCUACGAUCUUCGGUCCCAAUGGCUCUCUCAGGCCCGGCCGUCUCUGUCCACAAAGAACAAAACAUCCAGAACCUCGACGCCCCGCGACUUGGAAUUUCUGAAGCGUCAACUUGCUGCUGAACUUGUCUCUAAACCUGCUCCUUACCCCUUUUCGCCGGCUAAUGAAUCCGACAUGAAUGGCCAUCCCCUUGUUCCUAACGCCGAAGAUCUCGUUGGUUUCGUCACCGCCGGAUCAUUUAGUCUAAGUGAGGGGCACGGUAUGGCCAUUGGUUCAAUCGCGAUAGACAAGGUGUUAGACGAUGUCAAGCAAAACGCAAAGGAAGGACGAUAUUGUAUUGUUAGAAAUGCGGGUGAGAGCGUCGGGUGGCUUGCAAAAUGGGAGGCUGUCUAA